This is a messenger RNA of Spirometra erinaceieuropaei, 19710 nucleotides long. Lineage: Eukaryota; Metazoa; Platyhelminthes; Cestoda; Diphyllobothriidea; Diphyllobothriidae. The record is from the annotation of a GenBank genome assembly.
AUGGACUUUCAGUCAGCGUCAAUUUCGGAUAUAGAGAAGGAAUUUACGAUCGGCUUUGCGAUCGCGGUCUUUAAGGAUAUAAACCAGGUCGCCCGUCUCCUGAGAAUAAUUUAUCGACCACAAAAUUUCUACGUCUUCCAUGUGGACCGUAAAUCCAGCGACGAGUUCUAUCAGGCCGUCGUGGAGGUGCAGAAGUGUUUUGGUGAAAAUGUUCACGUCGUGCCACGAGAAGAGAGUGUGAACGUGCGUUGGUUCACCUUUACCGUCCUUGAGUUGGAAUUAAUUUCAGCGAGAAAAUUGCUGCAAAUGGGACAAUGGAAGUAUUUCAUCAACCUGACGGGUCAAGAAUUGCCGCUGAGAACUAAUUUGGAGCUGGUAUCGGCUCUGAGGGCCCUAAAUGGUUCGAAUUUGGUCGAGGGAACUGUCAGGUAUCGCAACCAAAGGCGAGUACCAAAGGUCGAAUUGUCUUUUCCGGUAGGUCAAGGGCACUUUUAUGAUUCCGCCUGUGUAACUUCUUUUACAGUUGACGCGCUGUGUUUUUGUGUCUUUAAAUAGUUACAUGUCUAAUACUUCCUCUACAAAAUGUGAACAACCGUACAGCCCUUAGAGUAAUAUCUCUGCAUGGUGCACCUUUCAGAUAAGUAUAUUCUCUUCAAUAAUCAAACUUGAAGAAAAGUUCAUUGCCUGCCUGAAUGUGUCUGGAGAUGCCUUUUACGGUAAAGGGGCGUGAAAUCGUCCUUUCUGGGCUGCAUGUUUGCCGCUGGUCCUCAACUUGCACAUACUUUGCACAGUAGAUGCUAACACACAUUUCAAUACACCUCCCCGAGAGAUAUUUCUCACGCGAGCCUCUGGCUCUACAAAGGUGACGCCUACAGUAAAUGGAGAAUUCCAUCUGACCGGUACAAUACGAUCGAUAGCGAGGUUAAGUGGUCUGACAGGGGGUUCUGCAACUAGAUGUGAAUUCCGAAAGACACGACCAAGCCCCGGAUGCGUAGUGCGACCGCGAGAGCAUAUAACGCCCCCUGCUACUGGAUGCAACCUGUUAGAGACGAGAGACUAGAAAUGUCUUAGGAACGAGGCUUGCAUGCUCCAAAAUUCCGCUCUCGCGAGUUUUUUGAUCGUAGCUUAUAUCCUACAGCAAUGGGCACAUAAAGGCCAGUUAAACGUAGUCAGCAGCCAUUUCAAGAUAAUGUCCAUUUCUAAACCGUUGAAAAUUAGAAAAAGGAAAGCAAGAUUUCGGCAUUUCUCCUGGUAUUAGGACAGCCUUUUUCAGAAACAAUGUCUAAAUUGCUCCCACAAAACAGCAUUCUCACAUCUCUCACAGCGCUCCAGAUCAUAGCUGACGAACUAAAAACACCUGAACGAAAUGGCAGAACAUUUAGCUUAUAGGUUAGCUGAACCGGACUUAACAUCUGGGCUUUUUGGCUUGGGUUUAAGGAAUUCAUGGCUAAAACUAUGCUGCCGUGCAUGACGUUGGAGUCUUUGAAGAUGGGAGGGCCAAAUAACAACUCGAAACGUCAGACCUCCCAUAAAAUUCUUCCGAUGAACGCAAUUUCUUCGUCUUACUACGGCGAAAUUAGAAGCGGGGAUACUUGUUUCGUCACCUCUGUCAGUAUAACAUAUCGAAAAUGUUCUCGUCCAUGAAGAAAACUAUUUGGAGGACAAAAGUAUUUAAAUUCAAUCCACCAAAUUAUUUUGGACGUCUUAUCAGGUCAGGGCCACCUAAAUUACCCUGUUAUACGUUAAAACAACAUUUCACAUGAUCUAUUUUCAGAAACCUUGUUUUCAUAACCAUAAGUACAUUAGGUGCCAUUGCUUUACGCACAGUUGGUAUACAGCCAAACCAGUAACUACUCUCCAUGGCCCUGAAUAAACUCAAAUGUACUUUCCAAGACGAAUGCUCAAUCGGUCGUCAGCCUGUUCGGUAAGGCCAAGAGAUUUGAUCAGCCAGUUCACUUCGUUAUGAAACAAUAAACAGAUAUAUUGAGAAACUUUUGGCCCUCAGAGAUAACAUGACUCAUUGGGGUGGUCGCUCCGUUUUUUUCAUGCUAGUGUAUAAUUUAAGGAGUAAAAGACAGUGCGCCACUUGGCUGAUACUGUCGCCGCUUAGAAAACGGGUCAUAUUACUUCGUUUCUCUUCAUAUUCCGUGUUACCUGCUGAUCCCGUACUGACACAUGCAGAGGCAGAGAGAUUCAGAUCUUGCCGCAACUCAUUUUCGGUAAUGCAUCUUCAAAAUGAAGAAGUAAAAUAUUUCAAAAUGGCGUUUACUGACGGAACCUGAUUUCAGGAUGGAAUACAGGAUUUUUGCUUGGAGUUUGCUGCUCCGACUUUGAGCCCUGGUAGACGGUCGCAGUGGGACAUGCGAAGAGCAAAGCAUCGUAGCACAUUUGACCUUGGGCUAAUUUAGGGGAGAUUAAUGCUGAGAUUAAGUUGAAGGUUAAGACAAAGUUCGAGAGUGCGGUUAGAGUUGAUGCUUAGGUUGCGGUUAGUAGUAGGGUUAAGACACGGGUAUUGGUAUCCUUCCUGAAAAUUAGCACAAGAAAACUUACGUUACCGAGAGGAGUUCCUAUUCCCAUGUCACAAUGGCAGCCGUGUAGCAUCAGAUGAUCAGUAAUGCAAAAGUAUCGCCAAUGAUGUGAGCAAAGACUAAUAUAUUGACCCAUGUUUUUUGCCUAAAGUUAACUAUGCCUCCAUGCCAGCUUCGCAAGUGCUUGGGGGUGGAUCUGGAUUCAGGUUCGACGUUAAGUAAGGUACGAUCUAAAAUAUUGAACAGCCCACUAGAAUGGCUCUCGCUGGGUUGUUUCGAUAGGGGCCGGCGCACAGAAGUUGCCUGCAGUCAUAUCAUCAUAUACCACACACAGGAAAAAAUACACAAUGGUGAGAAUGGAAGUCACUGGAACUAAAUUUCUGGACUUUCCAUCGUUAAUGAGUCUUGCAUGCCCCGAAAGGUAGCUUCUGCUGACACUGACAUCCACGGGAAAUUGUAUGUUUUAUCAUUACUUCACAGGUACUUUCAAAUGACUGUAUGAACUGAGGGGAAGUGGAUGAACUUGCCAAAGACUGACGGUCUGUCUUCACAUCAAGAAAGAGAAUACUUCUGGCAGCUAUUAAGGCUUUGCGAUGAGCCAAAUCAGAGAGGAAUUUUUGAUGCUGGGAAAAAUUAUGGCCAAGAGAGCAUACAUUAUUCGUGGCCGAAAUGUUUAUGAUCAAAAAGGAGGCCUUACCACCUAAUUUGGCCAUAGUCAGAAUUUUGCAAGUUGCCGCUGGAGUUGUCUGUCAAGUUUAUUUGAAAUCUAAUGGAGCUCAUAAUCCAGUCAGGCGUUAAAUCUGUUAGCACAUGCACUGUCUGUUGCCAGAGGCAGGGGUAAGCUCUUAAGAGAGUUUGAAGAUGUCAUAAAUACCAAAAUGGUGGUGUUUCGAGGUCUCUUUUUAGUCCAUUCCCGCAAGAAAGACCACGGUAAGUGACGUGUUGCAUAAAACGCGAGGAGAAAUUCUGAGAUGCGUCUUUGAUUAAGAAGUGGGUAUUUCGGCAUGGACCAUCAUUCAGAUAAUUCGCAAGAAAUUUCAACCAUUCUAGAAGGCUGGUCUUUAAAGGCGCUGUUUUUAGGUCGCUUGAAAAAAUAAACACUCGGUGAAAAUGACUAGUCAAACGCUGUGAAUUUUUCCUCAUAAAUUCAUAAAACAUAAGCAGACUUUAUACUCAAAAAUAGGUUACUGUUUAAUUGUAAAAGUUUAUUUUAAAUUCAGGAAUAGAUUUGAGGUUAAUCUACUCUUGCAAUUGUGUUUUGCGUUUAUAAUAUAGUUAUAUCCAUCUUUCAUGAUUAGAAAACAGUUAAAAACAAGGAAGUAUAUUUUUCCAUAGGGUCUCCAUAAAACAUGUUACCAACGAGCGGAAAAUAAAGGCGGAAGUCCAUAUCACCUAAAUAGUCAUUACUAUCGAGUGCGCUUUGUACACGGUGAAAGGAGACGCGUCCAAAAGCCGGCAUUCUCCUGUGACUGAAGUAUCUUGGAGUUAUGCUGCAAGCUAGUAAAUAUCACAGUUUUCCUAGUCGAAAAAACAUUCCAGAAAUUCGGUUGACUUUCCGUGCUCUAAGCCACUUACUACAGGUCUGCAUUACUUCUUACGUCUAGGGAACGGAAUGAUCGGCGAGUGGUCGUCGACCAAUCACUGCCGAGAGGGCAUCGAGCCUGUAGCUCACCGAUUAGAGCGCCGGCCCUACUAACGUCUAAUAAGCAAAGAACACAGAUUGAAACUUCUGGUUUCCCAAGUCACACCUGACUGCCGAUAGCCUCGCUGGUCUUUGUCGGUAGCCCAUCAUCUGCGUAAUGAGGGCAUCUUAAUCAUCACGAAAUGAAGUCAAAUCGCAGUCUGAUGAAGAGGCCGAAAAACACCAAAAGAAGGGUUUUAUGCUCUUCAGAGGUUCCCUGGCUUGUGAGCGCGUUCCCCCACAAGCGCGAUAUCGACCUGAACAACUGUGCCAUCAUAACACCUGGUCAGCGGGAGAUUGAUAAUUUAAUGAGAUUACAGCCAGAUAUUUGAACGCCACGGAAAGCACGUGAAUUGUACUGUGACUUGCCUGCCUGGGAGGGGCAGAUGACGUAUGUGCACACUAGAUAUCCAAGGUUGUUAAUUUCGACUAAUGCGCCAACUGGAGACUUCACAGCAGCAGCAGACUCUGAUUUCAGCAGAGGUUGAGGCACCACGAAAACGCUGAUUUAUUGCCUGAAAUGCGGAGGCAGUUUUUGGCGCGCGAUUAGAAUCAUAAGAUGGCCCUGUGAAACAUGCUGAAAUCCUCGCUGACAGUUAACUACUUUAAUACAGUGUUCUUACAGUUGAUGAGAGGAGGCAGAAAGCGAUAUGCUUGAUACGCGCCUUUCCUUCGAGCGUCGCUGAGGCCAAUGAAGAGCUUUAGAACAAAGGACAAAGAGCUAAGUCAGGUAUGAGCCCUGAAUGACUUUCAUUUCGGCCUACCCUCGUUGAACACGCUGUCCACAGCGGUCGUGUUUUUGGACUAUUAACCUCCAGCUUGUAAUGCAAAGCUGCUGAUGAUAUUGCGGGGUAUUGAUGGUCCAUGAAGUGCGUGCUGUCCACUUUUCCGAUAGCCUAUUUGCUUGAUUGUGGUGACUAAGACUCACCGUUCGUAUCUCGUUUCGUAGCCGUACUUGCAGUACACAAGCCCCAGCCUGACCCUUAACCCUAACCUCUAACCCCUAGCCCCUAACCCCAACCCCUAACCUUAAUCCCCAACCCCAAAUAUUAAACCUAACCCCAACCCCUAACCCGUAACCACUUACCCUAAACACCUAACAGGCACGACUACGAAAUGAGAUCUUGCCGACUCAUUACGUCUACCCUAGCCAGAAUGCUGCUUUGCUUCCUUCUAGACUGGGGUUUAUGCUGUAAUUGUUCCCUCUUUAUUCGAUCGUCUUGCCAAACUCCACUGUCGGGGGCUCAUUGAAGGUAAAGUCUGUUUCGUGCUUGCCUAGUGGCCAACAGGUGUCGCUCAAGUCUUCUUCAAUAUAAGUGAAUACAUGUACAAGUCAAAACUGCCUCCAUAGACAGCUUAGGUCCUGGUCGAUUAGUGUGGAACAACACUGUGAAUAAAAAUCGAAAAUUGAUAAAGACUAGUUCACUUGACACCCAAGAUUCUAGUACAGGCCAUAAUCUCUGAAAGGCUGAAAGCAAUUCAACAUCGACUCGUUAUAUUCACAAUUGUCCUGACGCAGUCGCAGAGUUGGAAAGACUGAGGGGGCCGGACCUCAGUAGUUAACGGAUCUUUCACUUUAUAAACGUAGUUUUCUUACACUCUUCUUCCCUGAUUCGACUAACGAAACUAGGAAUUAACGGUCAGUGGAAGAAAAAAAAGUCCGCCAUAAACUCACUUUGAUUUUGUGCAUUGCGAGAUCGUCGUCCUUACGUCACUGGUAGUUUUUGUACUACACAGAGCGUAAGUGAUUUUUCGCGGUUCGUGCCGCUUAAGCAAAUAGACGGAAGUCUACUUUCUUAUUACCCAAAGAAUGGCCAAAUAGACAUCAAAUAACCUUUGUGACACGUUCAUCUGGGAAUCGUUGCGUCAGAAAAUAAAAGUUUCAACUGGCAGGAGCUGAUAAUCAUAUUUUCCUCCGCUAUAUUUGGCUAUAUCUGCCUAUGACAGUUACACCAUAUAUGUUUGAUCCCUAUUUUCCAAUGAUUUUUCCUCAAAAUAAUUAUUACUUUAAGACCUGCAUUCUACUGUCGAUGCUCAGGACGGCAGGGACAUGAUUCCAGCGUAACUUUCCCUUGAUUAUACAUUCACUUGUGUUUCAUUGUCGACAGGUUACGUGGGUUAAAGGUGGAGUACAUGCAGCGCUGAAGAGGGAGUUUGUGGAAUUCAUGCUUUAUGAUUCAAAGGCCAUUGAAAUUAGAAAAGCCCUCGAAACGCACGCCUACUACAAAUGUCCGGAUGAACAGUUCUUUGCUACGCUCGUCUACAAUCCCCAGCUCGGCGCGCCUGGAGCCUGCUUGCAUGUUCAUGAGCCGGAUGACGAUGGCGUGGACGUAAGCCGCCUUCACCAUCUCAUCCGCUACAAGAAGUGGUUCGGUAAGAACUGUCCCACGAAAACUCGACGUGGGAUUUGUAUCCUCGGAUCAAUGAGCCUUUCAAGUUUGGAGAAGGCGCAGGAACUUAUUGCGAACAAAUUUCACGAAGACUAUUACCCCGAGGCUUACGAUUGUCUAGAGCUCCAUCUCUUGCAACGGACGUACAACCCACAACCAUUCGAUACAACACCCUAUACCCGACUGUACUGCUCGCAGGAGCACUUGUGACUGGCAGCAUGUCAGAGUCAGGUGCCAUUCUGUUUAUACUUUGCAUUUUUAGAGGAAAUGAUAUUUUUGCAAAGGCAUUUGCUUUGAAGACACAUUAGGUAAGAUUUAAAUGUGAUGAUUUGUUUUGAAAAAAAAUAUAAUGGCAAAUAUUGAAAUUGUCUUUUUACUUUGAAAAAUAUUUAUGAUUAAGGAAGUAUACAGGCAGUUGAACAGCGAAGAAUAGCCAUAAUACAAUGGAAUGCGUAUGCCCGUGUCCGAAUCCUGAUCCUAACUGCGAUUUUAACCCCAAGCGCCAACUCUAUGCACCUUUAGAAUUUGACGCAGGACCAACCGAACUGGGGAAUGUCUUUUCGCAUGUUUAGCCUAUUUUUGCUUGCUGCUAUUUGUGGGCCGCGAAUAUUCUUAACCUCAUUGUCUACCAUUCUCAGCACUUUAGCAGUUUCAGAAGCAUGCGUAGAGUAAAAGUAAGAAAAGUUGUCGUAUUUUGUCGCAAAACAAACAGACGUCUUCGCCUUAAUCCAUAUUUUUAUCAGAUGACGGAUUACCUAGUGAGUUGGCAGAUUUGAAUAAUCUAUCUGACCAAAUUGUGAAAGAUUCGACGGCCUCGGUGCGAUUCGGGUACAUGGCGCAAGGGAAAGGCUUGAGUUCAGCCAACGCUCUAACCAUCUGAUCUACGAGACCUUACUGGAAGCCGUGAGUAGUCAUCUAGUGGACUCUAAUUCGACUGAUUAGAAAAUCUUGUUUGAGCAAUCAGUUUACUGCAUCAGAAUUGGUGGAUUCAGUACGUUGCAGUAGUCAGGGCGGGCGACUAGACUCAAUGCAAUUAAACUCAUGGCUCCCUGUGGGGCCUCGUAACCUAGGCGGUUUGAGCGUUGACUGUGCGUGGCUGCCGAGUUUUUCACAGGCGGGUCUAAUGUAAUUUCGAAUUUCGUAAGGUCAUUCUUUUCCAUAAAUCAUUAAAUGCAAGUACGAUCGUGAGCAUAGAUUCUAUGAACGAAUACUAAUUUCAUUUAAAAAAAGCUGAAAAUUGAUGAAUAUGCCUACUCUACUAUGUAGUUUUUUGAUCGCGGAUCUGAUAAAUGCACUGGAAGACUUUCGGCCAAAGUCGGCAUAAUUUCCGCGUUCGCGCUUAUGCUGUUGUACGUUUUUUGAUUUGACACGCGUAUUAUAGUCCACCUUAAAGUGCUCGAAGUAACUGUGGGCAUGUCGCUAAACAGCCAAACGGUUAAUUUGAUCAAACCGUUCCGCCAUGCAAUAGUGCGUCUGAAUGAAACAUAGAUACAAGUAGUACACGUUGAAAGUGAGAAUAUUUUAAGGUUAAGGUAUCUUCGCUAUGAGUAGAACAGUUGCUGUUUGAUCUGCGAUCAAAAUGAAAUGUUAUAUCGUCCGAAUAUGUCUUUAACGAGUUACUUAAUAUGUAAGGUCAAAGUGCCAAUCAAAAAAGACAUUUCAACUUAAAGUGCUCCCUAAUGUUGCGGAUUGAGAGUGACUAUCACUAAACACCUAGGAUUAACGUCGACUGCUGGUAGAAGUGCUCGAGCGCACGAGAGGGAUUUGGCAGCGUAUACAACAGUCAGCGUGGGCACUGUACCUGCCCUGAUAAUCAGGAGCAGAAUAAAUUCGCUCAUUUUUGCAGUAAGCGAUUCUCCUUGGCUGCCUCGAAAUCACUCAUAUAAGCAUUAGCCAGUUACAUUUCUGUAGCUUCCUGAAACCAAAGAUGUCCAAUUUUCAGUACUCCCGAGUCUGCUCUUUCUCACAGACACAUGCUCUAAUCGGUUUUGACUGUCUCUAAUUCUGGAAAUACCUAUUUGCUCAGUACGAUGGCCUUCAAAUAGUCCUUUAUGUUAUUAAGGCUGCUAUUAAUUAAGCUUAAGGGUUCGAACACAACACCAAAACGUCAGGUGAGAAGAUGUCGAGUUUCUACCAUCCCACAUCAUUUUGAAUGAUCAAUCGAUGAUCCAAAAUUCCGUCCCAUUGUAAUACCAAACGUAUUGUACAUGGACAUGAAUGAACACAAGUUCUGUCUUUAAUGAAGUUUUUGGCGUGAAUCAGCAGUGGCAAACACCUGGAAGACAGUGUGUUUGAGAUAAGAUUCAUGCAGUUAUUUCAUGUCGGCCGAGAUAAAACUACAUCGUCAAGACAGACUGGACAACAAGCAGACGCUCUGAUAUUUUUUCCUUCACACCUGCAUUCAUCAAUCACUUUUGCCGGCCUCUAUAAAAAAGAUGAAGUUAAAUUUUUUAAAUAAAGUCAUAAUAAAUAUAAGGCACUUCUUCCAUCGUCAUAUGCAGCAGGCUCAUCUAGUCAUUCCUUUCGACUACAUAUGCGGUAUAGUUUAAUUCACGAGGUUCAAUAGGCUCCUAAAUUCGCUAUUCAUGACAGGCGGUCAUAAGUCCGCCCUAAGUUCAACAUAUUGCAGAUUCCCGAAGUGGAGGUAUAUGUGACACCGAUUCUCGAAGAAUUCCCACAUCAUGAUCUUUUGACAUUCCACCAAACACACACAGCAAUCCCCAGACAUGCCAUUUGGAAAGGCACCCAAUAUUCCGCACCUCUCUUGAUACAUGUAGAUUUGGUAAGAAAUGGGGAUAGAACCCCAGUGGUCGCCUUUCACUAAUUUUUGUUCAUGCAGAACUUUUUAUAGCUAUUUGAUUCUUUAGUAAUUCUCUAAACUCGUAUUUACACUUGUUGGUUUAAGUUGGUGUGUAUUAACUGCCACGUGGUACACUUCAACCGGUGUGAGUUUCGAUACCACUAACUGACCUUUCGCACACUAUCUAUGUCCUUCCCUGGGCGGCAUUAACAGUUAAGUCUGUUCUAGCAUGGCUGUUUUGCUUGGCCAGUAUCGACCGUUUGCUAUCGUGGGAUCGUAUUACCGAUCGUCUUAACCCGCUGACCCCCUCCCCGGUAGUACAGUUGGCCUUACGCAAAAUACCAGGAGGGAUUACUAUUACUCAAUUCGAAGCCUGACUCUAUCCCUAGAGCAGACCUUAACCUCGACGCCAAUUUUAAGAUAACCUUUCAUCCCAAACAUACUCCUGACUAUAAUCUUAAACUCUAACCUCAACCCUGACCCGAAAGGUAGUCCUUACGCCAGCCCUAACCGUAACUUCUACGGCUGUAAAGUGGCGCAAAGCCCCUAAACAAGGAGGAGUUUCAUGAACCCCUGGCUUGUCGCCGUAUUUCGCACCUUUCAUGGACUGUCUAAGCGAAGAAAUGAUAUCUGAAAUAAAUGUAAGUUUCGUUUCGAAAGCAUUCCUAACGUGGGCCCAGUUUAUGGGGAUUAUUUGUUGUGUCUACGGGCGCACGGAUAUUCUCCCUGUUCAGAAGCGUGGAUAAGAAGCAGGGAAUUUGCCCAGCACAUGAGCGAGAAUGUUGCUUAUUUCCAAUCGUUCAUUAGUGAUUACACGACAAUUUGAUUGUCGCAAUCGACGAUGUACACCGUGUGCUUCAAAUCAAGGUGAAGCAGGCACGGUGACCUACGAGGUCUUAAUCGCUCCCUCUCCCCCUCACCUCCUAGGCCCGGUGUUAAGAUGGAGUCGAGAGGAACAAAGUUGGAAGAAACGCAGGUGGCAGGCACGGCCGGACUCACACCUAGGCGUUCCACCACACCCUCUGGUCCAUGACAAACACUUGAUCAGGAUUUUAUCUAACAACAGCACCACAACGGGUCAGAAAGACAGGGGUGACUGGGCGACCAUGCGCAGGACCUGUAUAUCCAGCAGGAGUGCAAGCGCUCCUACCGGCGGGGAACCAGGGGCUAGAGAACUGCCAACGCACACCAGGCUUUGAGGGUCAUGGUCCUCUGAGACGUUUGCAUUCCAUAAAUUAGUGAAUAUACAUAUAAGAUAGCAUUUAAGGACCCAAAUCCGUUGACAAGUAUUGGGAGAAGACAUGCACCGUUUGGCCCUUGCAGACAGAAUACCCCAGGUUGUUACACGAAAACUAUUAUCUUGAUGGAAACUCCUUGUAAUAUGCGCCGGAACCCAUGAAAUUUAAGCUGACAUUCCUGACAAACCGUUAAAUGGGCAGUUUAGUUACCCAAGCUGGGUUGGGACUGAAGUACAUUCCUAUACUGUGACAUCCUGGCUUUGAGUAGGCAUCUAACUUACCACGUAAUUAAAUAACAUUUGCUGAUCGUGCCUUUUCGUACUGGCAUCUAAUGAGUGUAUCACAUCGAGAAGAUGCUUUCCUAAUAUAUUUCUUGUGCUUUUCGGGUAACCAGCCUUUCCCUACUAGCUACAAUAGAGAAAAGGAGGCUGGUUUUAUAUAAGAAAGGCCUUCUGGUAUACGUACACUAUGGAAAAUUCAUCUGUUUUUUCAGCAUAAAAGAAAAACAAAAACAAAAUACUGUGCGUCAAUUUAAGACGGCAGGGAUGACGUAUGUGUUGCGUAAUACUUGACGGUGGUGUUGCGUGCAAAAUGUAUUCUCUAAGUCCUUUUUAAUUUACCACCUUCUAUUUUAAUAUAACAUUUGACAAAAAAGGUCGCUUUGUUACCAGACAAUUCUCCUAUUAUAGGUGUGCUACGUAAUUAAUUUUUCGAAUCCCGCACACAAGGACGACAAAACGAAAACCUAAUGUCAAUGUUUUUCGAGAGGAAAGAGAACCAGUGAUAAAUUAUAUAAGGUAUCAUUUUGCUGAACGAGACGUUUGUGACGGUGGGUCUUUUGGCUUCAUAACCUGGCUCCCAAUGAUUGCCUCCGGUCUGUGUGCAAAUUCAACUUCAAAUGGUGCGAGAAGGCGGCUGGCUGUCUGCAGGACGUCCUUGGCCCGCGGAAUCGACAGCCAGGCCUGCAGCACGAGAAACUGUUUGCGGCAAAGCAGACUGUAGUUGGAGCUUAGUGACUCGCAUCUUCCACGCACUCCGUGUUCGCAUGUUGACAAAAAGUUGAAAUGAUAGGAGGUAGGCUCUGACGCAAUUACUGACAAAGCCAGUCAUACCCUUCACGCAUGACAAGCAUGAUCUGGUUCCAAGCGACAUUUAUGGGAGGCCUUUGGAUCUCAGAUAACUGAGAAUGCCACAGUAAGAACUAACACUUGCAGUCUAAAUGUCAUUUCUCGGAAGAAGAUGGGCCAACGGUAGGUUGUGUAAACCCACCCCUCAAUCAAAUUUAACUGUCUUAAUAUUUUUCAUGAGAGGGACUAUGCCCAGGUAUUCUUAAAGAAAUAACUAAGCCAGACGUACGCGUUAAACAACAGAAACCGCCAGAGGUAUCGAGAGGUCAGAGCGUUUGUGUUCCAACCGAGGGAAAGUAGAUCAAUACGCAGCCGGCAAUCCUUGCAGCAGGCAUAGUAUGAAUAGUGUCGACAUGGCUCUUCUGGAGGAAAUAAGUAAGUCACAACGUACGAAAUCGAACACGAAAGGAGAGGCAAGUAAAUUGAGGCAUUUAGGAAAUCUAGGUAAGACAAAGGGCUUACGGGAAGGGGAGCGAGAACGUUAUGCCAAAUAAUUUAUCAGUAAAAAGUUGAACUGAAACGACUCAGUGCAUGCGGUUAUAUCAAAGUGUUAGGGAGGACGCAAUGGAAGACUUCCUGUAGUUAUGACUUAAUAAAUAAAACAGGGUCUUCUAAAGCAAAUAUAAUAGUUAUACAUGGCAAAUGCAGUAGGGUUAAACAAUCUAGCCUUGCCGAAGUCUGGUUAUCCGGUCAGUUGACAGCCCACCAGUAGGAUUUAUUCCAAUGUUCAGUGCAAUGAUCUGCUGUACGGAUUGAUUCCCCAAUGUACGUCACACUUUACUUUACCUCUAGGCAUGUAGCAGUGAAUUAUCCGCACUUAUCACACAUGACCCUGUUCUCAGUUCAUUUACCAGGUACACCGAAGGACACACUUCCCACGCAAAUAAUGCGUGCAUGUACUCGCAUGCGCGUUUCACUCGUUGUGCAAGCGUUGAAAAGGAGGAUCGCAUGCAUGCUGCUGGAGAAACGCGUGGUGCAUUGCGCGGGAAUGAGUCAUGUGUAGCCGAGAGGAGUUUGCGUGUGAGAAUGCAGGAAGAGGUUUUGCGGAAGGGGGGGGGGGUCUGAGCUGGCUUUUGGGUGCGCAUGUGAGCGGAUAGAUCCAUGCGAUGGCCAAGAGUCCCCACAGGCGGUUUGAACAAGUUAGAGACGAAUGGCGAGUGUAGGGUGAAAUUGAAGGCACUGGCCUGUAAGGCAAAAUACAGAGAGUUCACUAGCCACUGAGCAGUCGCAUGCGUGAUUUAAAUGCACACUGACGAAAUGGACCAGUUGGAAGUAGGUCUACGGAGCUGGGUGGGAGUGGUGGACUUUUAGGCGGUGGGAUUAUCAGUGCUAAUGGUUAACGAAUUUCCUGGUCCGGAAUGUGGGUGAGUAGCGGUGAGACUGCACUGGGUUUGAAGAUGCCCAGAGAGGCUCAUCCGUUGGCCUAAACAGCAGUUGGAAAUAUACGUGUUUCCAUCGUUACGGCGUAGCGUUAACGGUUUCCCAGUGUUCUUCACCUUGUUUUGAACUUUUUAUUAGAGCUGACUCCCGGAUUAAUGCUAAAGUUCAUAUGGCAGUGCGUCACAAAAGCUAAUCUGUUUUUGGCCUUCCUAGACCUAAUGCAUCAUUCUGUUCGGGUUCUUGAGCGAGGUCUAUGGAGUUCCUCAUAUAGACGCUUUUUCCAACCUUGUCUGUGAUCGCGCUUGGCAAUAUGACCGCAAUCGUAAACACAUGGGUGGGCGGUCCUCAGGCACCCUCACUACGGGGUCGAGCCAUCGUAAGUUUAUUCCUCUUGGUAUGGAGGACAUAGUUCUUUUCACGACCCCGGUGUCUGGAAUCGUUUUCUGAAUUGUACGGAGCCAGUCAAGGCGGAAACGACCGGGUUUUCUUUUUUAACAUUUGUAGGCCACCCAUCUCCCUAACCAGUACGGGAACCUUUUCAGAACAACAGACCUGUGCGCUCCGAGGUCUCGUUUAGAGGAGCACGCUUCGGCAAUUCCAGCUGCAGCUGUGAAACCCGGCGCAGUGGAAGCUAAAGUCGACUCGAAUUUUGGCCAACGAUCUUGAGGUCUUCUCUUUUUUACGUGCACACCCCAUGUACGCAAUCUUGGCCACUAGGAUGAGGCGGAUUCUACUUCUAUUGAUCCUAUAUUCGCCGUGGUCAUGAUUUGCGCCAAGUGAAACAUGACUAUCGUCCUCUCCAUCCAGGCUGUCUGUCUACAGUUUGGGAAUUUAAAAAGAGGGGAUCACACCCCACUACGUGACCUCUACCGAUGUGGUGUUUAUAGCACUGUUACCCACGAAAAGAGGUCGUUUACGUGGGCCUUAACGCUUCCAGUAGGCGCAUUUAUGUUUCGGAUGUUAAGUAGAUGUCAAUUAAAUUGGUAGUGGGGAGUUGAAUUCUGACCCCUCCUCACGUACGACAGUGAACGUGAUGUUGAAUGCGUAGGAGCGCGUACGCAGCCAUGAUUCAGCCUAUUAGUCAGCAUGAAUAAUUUAGAUACUGACAGGUUUGCUGUGCCUCGUGGCAUCAUUCGUCGUGCGGUUUUCUCAUAAGCUGCGUCAUUUUUUCCAUGAGUCCGGAUUUCAAAAUAAUUUUACAGACUUCAUCGCGGUAUGCCUCACCGGUGGCCGAAGCCACAUGCGUGAUCUUGGCGUACAAGUCAAUCUACAUUUCUUGGGAUUGGCGGGCCGCGAACCUGGUGUCCGUGGUCUUGCGGGGUUUCUAAAGUCAGCCCCCUGUUUCUGAACGUAGUACCCGCAGAACAUUCGUGUUGAGAACGGAGAUGUCGCCGUGAACUUCAUAAAUUUGCCGCUUCACCUACUGUUUGUAUUUGUGAACGGUGGUGAGGUCGCUGAGUAUCUGGGGAAUUCAUAUUUGAUUCCACACCUUUUGGAGCUGAUAAUCAAACAUUUAUAUGAAUUGGAGUUACCGCAGUUGUAUAUUCCCCAUGGGAUUGCGUCAACGUGCUAUAUUUUGCAAUUAGGAAGAUGCAGCACUCACGUGAUUAUCUGUUGGAUCAAAGCCGGACAAUUGAGGUUCCAUGAAAUCUCCACACGAGGAGGUCGAUUAAGGACACCUACGAAGUGCCGCAACCAACGAUUUUAAAUCCAUCACCUCUCCUAGGGCAUGGUUAUCGAAAUUGGCUGAACACUGGUGCGGUUUCCUUUGUUUCUGCAGGAGAGACCAUUUCGAUAGCGGUCAGAAAAAUUCUCCAGUUCACUGAAUUCCACGUAUCCUUGUCUUUCCGCAGCCCUGCGAUUCAGACAACUAUUUAGCAGAUCUCCCAGCCUCUGCUGCAUUGGGCUUCUGCGCCAGAAGCGUGACACAGUUGGCGUCCGUCUUGCCAUUGGCAAGCACCGAGUACAGACUUAGGUUUUGGGCACCAGAAGGAAAACUCGUUCGAGGUUAUCGUCGGGUGUGUUCUUAGACGACUGACUAGGACUCGGACAAAAAUGCUGUUCGAGGUAUUGGGAAGGGAACGGCUAUAUGGUUAUCACAGUGUCGACGGGUCCCUGGAAUACUUAUAUUUGGCUGCUGGUGGCAUCCUUGAGGUCCUGGAGAGAUGAUCUUUCUAGCCAUGUACCCUGAACAGUAAAGCUAUUUUAUCCGUGAGGGAUUGUGUUGGCGCUAGGUGUCUCCCUGCUGGACAGCUAUUGCAUUAGUAUGAUCGUCCUCUGGAGAGAAGGAGUACAAUCAAGUUCUAACUUGAUGUCCACAUAAAGAGAUCAGGUAAUGAACUUUUCUUAUAUGCAGACGAGUGGCUAGGGCAUCAGAGGAACACGCGAGGCAUCGCUUUUCAAGUCUGUUACCUAUACGAUAACAGGGCUCCUUCGUCAUGGCGGAGCACUAACGCAUUCGGCUUGAGGAUGUUGAACGUCCUGAUAGCCGCAAAAGCCCUUAUCUCUCCGCGUACGACAUAUACGCUGCAGAGAGUCACAGCGUCGAAAGACUGCGGCCUUACUGGCGAUUGUCCCACAUUAAUCAUCGGUAUAUUGUGGUUAUUACAGCACCACCGGAUAGCCCUGCAUCUGCAUAUCUGGAGGAUGGCGACAUCUUUAAGCUCAGAAACAGUCGCCUUUGUGGCCACAUCUGCUGAAACAGAGUAGAGAUCUGAUCGACAGUAGGCUGUUCUGACGGCCGUGAAGAACUUCGUAAUGUCAGCCUGGGCGGUGUAUUCUUGGAUUUCUUCGAACAUGCGAGUCAGCAAAGCAUUUGCCGAUUGCCUCAGCCUCUCCUGGGAGAUGUGUCGGCAUCGGCGGCACGCAGCCUUAUUUUUAUUCGGUCCUGUUGUUGGCAUAAGUUAAGCUUACCAUAAUUUCCUCAUUCACCUUGUGACUCACUGCUCCGUCGUUGUUGUCGCACCAGUGAUGUCGAUGUGUGCGACUAAGGACUCCCAGUGUGCUGACUUGAAAGACACCCCGCAUUUCCCUCCACUGGUUCGCACCGCUAGCGUUUGUGGCCCGUUGAAGUUCAUGCGAUGGCAAUCACACAGCCGGCGUUCGGUCGUAUCAACCAACACAGUAUUUGAAUUUGUUGGUGUUGGCAUACUCUGCCGUCGCCUGUUCCGCGGCAGCUAAACACUUCUUUCGAUGCGGACAGGACGGUGAGCAGUACGGCUGUUUUCAUUGCACAUCACCCUAGCCAUUAGACGGUCACGUCUCCUGAAACCCACAGAGUUCAGUAAUUGCGGGUAAAGAGUACAAAACCUGGACCGGCAGGCGAAUAAUGCGUUGAUGAGGGACUUAUUCUGUUCUGUGCAGCAACGUAUAGCAUCAACCAGCUGCCAGCGAUCGCACAGCUUCGACUGAAUUUCCUGUUUUGAAAAUGGAUCGACAAUAUACGAAGUUCGUUUGAACACAAGCAGAUGAAAAAAUUUAUAUUGAGUAGCGUCACCAAAAUAGGACCAAGAAUUCUAGUGCAUUGUCUUAUCACUACGAAAGUUGUACAAGCAACACUGAAAACCUUCAAUCAGGAAGGUGCUAAUUGAACAUUUUGGGUAAAACGAUUAAGUAGUUUUCUUCAUAUGCCCUACAUUUUCGAGUUUCUCGUUUGCUAGGCUAUUUUAUCCUUUAGACUGGCUGAAAUCUGCAUUUUGGUGGGGAAUGUCCCUUUGGAAGGAUCGUAAUUGACGGUCACUUAGAGAAAGUCUUCUCAGAUCAAAGCGUCAUUCAUUAGCUGGUAAGUAAGGAAGGGUUGGUCACCCUGUUCGAAAUUGUGUGCCAAAAUAUUUAAUGAAUUUCAAAUACUUAACGCUGCCAAAGUUAGGAUGCGCUAAGCUUAACUAUAAAGUAUACUCUAAAAGCAAGUUUAUACGUCGUAGAACACCAGCUCUCCUAUGUAACAUUGUCUGGAAUAUUCUCGUAAAACAACACUUAAAAAUACAGUAAUAUUAGCCUAAUUAAUGUACCCCCACUCUUCUGACUCCGCAAGUAUAUGAAAAAUAAAUAUCAACGGAUUGUUCUGCUCUUCUCCACUGUCCGCAAUAGAGAUACCUAAUAUAUAGCAUGUUCAAUUUCGUAACACGAGCAGUGUAUACACGUAAACAUUUGCGUAUUUUAUUGGUACACCGAGGUAUCGCGCAAAAGACAUUUUCACAGUAAGAACCCGGCAAGCACUGCUAAAAUUCUCCUUAUCAAACAAAUUAAGAUAAUGUGGGGAUCCAAAGUUCAAAAAGAAACACAGAUUUUCCGGCACACCAGAUACCUGUGUAACGACUUUUACACGACGGUUUGUAGACGUAAGCAUUGUCUGUUGUCAGUGUAUUGCAAGCAGUGUAUCGAGUGUUUAAAUUAAUUUAGAAACGGGGGCACUGGCCCAGUUUGGCUUUUAAGUUAACCAUCCCCACUGAUUAUUCUGUGUGCAGUAACCAAUGGCCUCGCUGCUUUGCAUUGUUUUUUUCUGUGGGAAUUCAAACAGCUGACUUAGAGCAGUUCCAGAAACUCCUAAAUGAACUGCUGCAACCAACAGAAGAUGUCACAGUCCUAAAGGCUUUUCGUCUUGGUACCCGUACAACCGCCGCUCCACAGACACGACCAAGACCCCUGAAACUUGUCCUAGGUAGCAAUGAGCAGACGAAACUAAUCCUUUCCAGACGUUUUCGACUGAAUCAUUCCCAUAAAGGAGUGUUUUUUUCAGCCGAACUACUCACCUGCCGAGAGAAUGAAACGCCGCGAACUUGUCCUAGAAUUAAGAACACGACAAACCAACGGAGAAAAAGACUUGAAAAUCUACAACGACCGGAUAGUCAAACGACAUUCCGCCCCCUCUGGAUCAAGCCGAUCCGAAUGACUGCACAGAUAUCACGGUAGCCUGUGUCGGGGUUGAUAAAAAAUCACGCAUGAACUCGAAACUCAUAUUCAUGUAUACCAACGCGCAAAGUGUACUUUCUAAACUGGAUGAACUUCGUAUCCUUACCCAUGACCUCCACCCAGACGUUAUCUCAAUAACGGAAACAUGGCUUUCCGAACAGAUUGAUGAUAGAGAACUCAUGCUCCCUGGAUUUCAACUGUUCCGCAGAGACAGACAAAACAGGAGGGGUGGAGGCAUAGUAACAUUUGUUAAAAAUGGCUUAUACGUUUCAGAAAAAAUUGCCCAAUUGACUUGCAGUACGGAAGCGUUGUGGCUGACCAUAAGGGCACCGGGCUCUCUAAGCCUCGAUAUCUUGACAGUAUAUCGCCCCCCGAGAAAUGAACCUGACGCUGAUGCCCAACUGCUGGAGGAGCUUAGGCUAUUUUCAACGCGACCGACUACUCUCAUCGUUGGAGAUUUUAAUGCACCUCACAUAAACUGGAGCUCGGCAUCGGUCGACUGCUCUGAAGCAGCAUUCGACCAGCAGUUACUGCGUACCUCUGACAAUCUGCUUCUAACCCAACACGUAAUGUUUCCAACGAGAUUUCGAGAGGGCCAGCAAAUGAAUUGCCUUGAUCUGGUGUUCACCAAGUCCUCUGACAAUAUCGACGUUGUGAAUUGCCUCCCCCCCUCGGGUCAGAGUGACCAUGUUGUUCUCAUGUGGGAAUACACCUUAUUCUCCCUGCCUGCACAACCACUCGAUUCCCGACCCAAUAUUUGGCGCGGAGAUUUCGAACAGAUGAGAAGGGAUCUAAGUCCUAUUGACUGGGCAUCCACUCUAUCCGGCGAUGUCGAAGAGGUUUGGUGUCAGUUCAAGGAGUUAGUCCACAACCUCAUCUCCAACCAUUGCACAAUCAUGCACAGAAGACUAACAAAUAGACCCCGCUGGCUGACUCCGUCCUUAAAGAAGGAGGUUAACAAGAAGAGGGAGCUGUGGAAAAGAUCCCAGACUGACCGGACGCCAGAAUCCCUAAGCAGUUAUAAGUCACAGAGAAAUCGGGUCAAAGUUCUCAUGGCUAGAGAUCGGAAAGCCUUUGAAAAGGAUCUUCUCAACCGUGCCAGGGUUAAUCCAAAAGUCCUCUGCAGCUACAUAAGACAGAGCACGCGGAACAAUGACCCCAUCCCGCUGCUGCGAACAACCGAGGGAAUGGAAAUCUCCGAUGACAAGGAUAAGGCUUAACACCUCUCUCAGUUUUUCCGGUCCGUCGUGACAAGUGAACCUGAUUUUCUCUCCCCCAUUUGUGAAGACGAAGAAAAGCCUACCCUUGAAGCCGUAUUCUUCACCGAAGCAAUUGUUCGGAACGAGUUACUUAAUCUGAAAGAAUCGACCUCCCCAGGCCCUGAUGCAAUCCCGGCCAAGCUGCUGAAGGAGCUAGCUCCCGAAAUGUCCAAGCCAUUAGCCUUGAUCUUCCAAACAUCAUUUCUUACUGGAUGCCUGCCCUCUGACUGGAAGACCGCUACCAUCACUCCGCUUUUUAAGAGCGGAAGUCGUGCGUCUGCGAAUAACUACAGGCCAGUGAGUCUUACCUAUAUCUGUUGCAAAAUCAUGGAGAAGAUCAUUAAGAAGGCCUUGAUGCAGUUCCUCGAGCAGCACCACCUCCUCUCUGAUGCAUAA